Molecule: messenger RNA, 586 nt
Organism: Cajanus cajan (pigeon pea)
Lineage: Eukaryota; Viridiplantae; Streptophyta; Magnoliopsida; Fabales; Fabaceae
Source: RefSeq, a predicted model, not a curated record
UUGAAAAGUGUGACGGGUGCUGGAACUGAAAAACCCUGCCAAAGAAUCGAUCCAUUUUGCUCGUCUAGUGAGUGUCAAAUACUAUUAUCCACUUCACUACUGAAACGCGAGACCCCGUUUUUCUCGGCGCUCUAAAACCCUUCGUUUUCUUUUCCCGCCUAAAACCCUACCUCUUAGAUUACUGUCUGCUACUUCCAUUCCUCUGAUUCGAUGUGUAACCAUUGAAUGCGUAGCGAUCAUCGCAAUGGUCACUUCUAGAGACGUUCAAGAGAUUGUGGAAAAGCUUUCAUCCGAUAAAGUCAAAGCUCGCGAGGAAGGGAUUAAGUUGUUAAGCACUUGGUUAGAAGGAGGAAGCUCACAUAACUUCUGCAAAUUUAUUGGACUGAAUACUGCAAAGCUUAGACCAGAUGAAAUUCCUCACUCUGAAACAUGGCCUUUUCUUAUUUCUAUACUUAUUAAAUCUGCAUCGUCGGAAAUAUCCUCAAGUAAGCGGAGAAAUCCAAAAUUGAUAUAUGCGAAGACUCUUAGAAUUGUUGUGCAACGUGCGGAGGAUGCCAAAUGUUCAGGUCAGUUGGAGGUAGUUUAG